AUGGUCACAAAAUUCCCUACAAUGUGCGCAGGAGACAUCCGAAUGUACGAAGCUGUGGAUAUCCCGGAACUUCAUCACCUCACAGACGUCAUAGUUUUUCCUCAAAGCGGACCAAGAUCCCAACCGGACGAGAUGGCAGGCUCCGAUUUGGAUGGAGAUGAGUAUGCGGUCAUCUGGGAUCCGAUUCUAUUUUUCCAAAAAAAUGCCCCAGCGUUUGGUUAUUGCUCCGAAAAGAAAAACAAACAAUUCACACUCGGGGAAAUGGAUCACAAGAUGAACGAUUUCUUUGCGCUGUCUAUGAGACAGGAAGACGUCGGAGUAACCGCUAUCAAUCAUCUCCACCAGUCGGAUCAGUUUGGAAUCGAUUCAGAUGUUGCUAAUUCUUUGGUCGAGAAAAACGCAAUGGCACUUGACUUCGCAAAGUCUGGAGAUCCUCCACUCCCAUUGACAAAUGAGGGACGAAUUAAUCCUGAAACCGGACUCUGGGAACCACCGGAAAGAUCUGAACGACGACCUGAUUUCUCUCAGAGUCGUCACGCUGGCAGUGCAUCAUAUGCAUCUUCACGUCUUCUUGGAACACUCCAUCGAGAGUUAAGAUCCAUCAAUGACGUGGUUAUGUCAUCGUCAGAGAAACAAGUUCCGGUGGUUAUCGAUGAUCUUUUGAUUUGGGAAGGCUGGGAGAAGCAUAAGGACAAUGCAACCCUACAGAUGAUACGAUACAAUGGACAACUCCGUUCGAUUAUGGAAACGUUUGGAGUGGCGACUGAAGCAGAAGUGUUUUCCGGAUGUUUCCGGGAUAUCCGGAAUAGGCAAUCGGAAAGAGAACAAGACGACAUGAGCAUGUACAACACUGAAAGUGUUAUCGAAGGGCAGAUGACUGAUUUAUAUAAAAAAUAUCGAAAAGAAUUUUUCGAAGAAUUCGUGACUCCCGAAGCCAGGAUGCCAGCAUAUAUGAGAUUGACAGAACCUGAAAACGUGCGCAGAAACUACGAAGAGGUGGAUGUUCUGAGAAGAGUCUGUAAGCAGCCCAGCGACGCCAUGAUGGCAAAAGCUAUCGCCUAUUAUAGAGUCUGUUAUGAAAAUGCGAUGAAGGGAAGUGAUAGAAAACUGUCGUUCGCCUGGAUUGCGUACGAUAUUCUGAACUUCGUCAGGGGGAAAAAUAUAAUGGAAAUGGAAAAUGUUCCAGUACGUCGUCUACCACAGUUUCAGGCGAUCCGCGAUCAUCGAAACGCAUUCAUUACCGAUGACAAAAAUCGUGCGAAAUCAAAAUACAGUCAAUUCAUAAGAAGAUUUAAUUCUGUUGGAAAAGUCGGAGAAUCAUUGACUCAGCAAGAAAUUCAAGCGAAGAAUAUCAUUUUGAAAUAUGUUCAGCACAACAUGGAACUUCAGAAGUGUCUAUUCAUCAUUGAUUCGUGGGCCAGAGUCAAGGGAUUGAUUUGUGAUUCUGAUGAUCUAACAGCAUGCAGAAAUAAUACUCAAAGAGAAAAAUUGCUAACCAGUGCAACGGAAAGCAGCCUGAAAUGGUACCACCUUGCCCUUAUGAUCAUCAUGGUAGCUACAAAAAAGCUAGGCACACUCAUGGACGAGAAACAAGGGCAAUCUGGAUCCAAGAUUUUUGAAGCAAUACAUUUAUCGGAUAACGAUUUGAUCAUCAAGCAAAAGUUAACAGAUGCGGAUCUGGAUCGUCUCACAAUUUCUUUCUUCCGAUUCCUCUCAACUCGAGAGUUCCGUCGUCUUCGAGUUCUAAACUUCAGUUCAAUUGGAUUGAAAAGCGUUUUCAUGAGAGGAGAAUGGCUCGUCUAUCAUACUGCAGCGACGCAGACAUACUACAAUAUUUUGUUGAAUUUGAGGUUCGACGAACUUCCGACAUCCACUGAAAGCAUUGCUGAUAAGCAGAGUAUCCAUCGAGAAGGAGAUCCUAUAUUACUGGAAAUUCCAUUUGAAACCAACAUUGAGAAAUUACUCAACCAGUUGAGAGAGAAAUCAAGAUGUGUGCAAAUUGAUGGAAGAUUUGAUACAAGAUUCAAGAAGAAGGGUUACGGACGCAUCAUCGUCUUGUCUCGCGGUACUACAGAAGCGAUCAACGAGCUGAAAGACUUCACAACGAUCAAGUUGCCGCGUUACCUCUCUUCACAAGAUAGGAGCAUUUCGGGAGAGUUGUCUUACUUACUCUAUUUCAAGAUCAUGGAUGAACGAUUUGUCAAAACCAUUCAAGGAACUCCAUCUCAAGGAAACCGACUAAGACCUAAUAAUAAAAAAGGCAUGAAUAAAACUGUUCGGUCAGUUCCGGCACGAUUGAAUAACAAUCGUCGAUUUAGGGAGUAUGGAGCAGUGAACAGAGCGUAUGGAGGCUACGACGACAUCUACCAAAGACAUACAAACACUUAUAGUUAA
Caenorhabditis briggsae is the source of this 2394-nucleotide messenger RNA. Gene Ontology annotation, biological process: siRNA processing. The transcript is spliced from 6 exons. Gene Ontology annotation, molecular function: RNA-directed RNA polymerase activity. NCBI's taxonomy places the organism in Eukaryota, Metazoa, Nematoda, Chromadorea, Rhabditida, Rhabditidae. The record is from RefSeq and is a predicted model, not a curated record. Gene Ontology annotation, cellular component: nuclear RNA-directed RNA polymerase complex. Bases 1 to 2394 code for a protein of 797 amino acids.